AUGGGCGCCGUCUGGUCCGCCCUGCUGGUCGGAGGGGGGCUGGCUGGAGCGAUCUUCGUGUGGCUGCUGCGGGACGCGGACAAGGAGCAGACGGACGCCCCUCUGGGGGGGGCUGCGGGCCCGGGGGCCGAUCCGGGCGGCGCGGGGGGACUGAGCCCCGGACCCUCCGGGCGGGAGCUCGUCGCCAAACCAGAGCAUCUUCAAGAAAGCAAUGGAUGUUUGGUUUCAGAGACCAAAGGCCAUGGUAACUUGCAGGAAGCGGUAUGGAGACAGCAGAGUCCUGGAAAAGACAGUGAUUGUGACCAUUCAAGAGAGCAUGUUCCUUCUGGAAGGUUUCCAGACCCGGAAUCUCUGGCCGCAUCUGAGACUGGGAACUCUCGGGGUUACUCUAAAGUCUCAAGAAACGAAAGCCCUGAGUCUCCUGGAGGAGGAUGGAGAUUCCAGAAAGGAAAAGAGACUCUUGCUAAAGUAGCUUCCUGUUUGGCAGAAAAGUUGUAUUCUAGCAACCUGGUCAUUGACAGAGCCAAGGAGGUGAGCCUCACACAGCUGAGCAAUCAGGACCGCGCGGACAACGAGGACUGGGAAAUGGUGUCCAGGCACUCUUCUUGGGGAGAUGUUAGUAUGAGUGGCAGUCUUGAGGCUCCAGGGUUAAGUCCAAACCAGGGAAUGGACUGUGGCCAAAUAGGAGGUCAGGAAGUGGACAUGAGACGACAAAAGGCAGGAGCGGCAUCUUCAGGGUCUCAGCGAAUCCGCAUCCACUUCCAGGUCCAUUAUGUGCCGAGCGCUGGUUCCCAGCUCGUGGCGAUAACCGGAGACCACGAGAGUCUUGGAAGGUGGAAGUCCUACAUCACACUCCAGCAUAGCAAGGAUGGGUUCUGGUUCCGCUCUGUGCCCCUGCCCGCAGACACAGUGGUGGCGUGGAAGUUCGUAGUGGUAGACAAUGGGGAGAUCACCCGCUGGGAAGAAUGCAGCAAUAGGUCCCUUGACACUGGCUGUGAGGAUAAAGUAGUUCAGAAGUGGUGGGGGAUUCCCUGAGUCCGCUUUUCAAAGUACCAGAGAGGCCGCUGCAGAAUCUGGCAAAGGCUAGGUCUGCGGAGCACACUGAGUGAUUUUCGAAAAAGGAAGUAGAACUCCAAGUUUAGCCAUCGGAGUUGUUUCAGGUUUGCCAGUGGCUUUUGUCUAAUGUGCAGAACUAUACAUAUGUAGGUAAUGGCUUCAGCGCGCAUGGCUGCUUUUCCCGUGGCCUUGAUGCGUGGGGUUUUGCUGGUCCAUCGUUCUUCAGGGCUUUGUCCUCCUGGGCGUGACCUGGCCAAGCCUCUAGUGUGGACAGGCCAGGACUCACACAAAGCCACCCGGCUGCAGAGGGCUCAGGCUCGAGCGUCUGGCUGAUCCUUAAGCCCAGGAAGGGAAGCAAGCAUCCUUCGAAAAGAGCAGCUUUCCUGUUGGUCCAGCUGGAGAAACUCCCCUUACUACACGCACACUUCAUAUUUAAGAAUAAUUAAUGCCAUAUGCAAUUGUGAUCAGAAAUAUCUGGUCGCAAGAUAUGAUUAGCAAGGAUGUGAAGACUUUUUUUCUUUUUCUUUU
Enhydra lutris kenyoni (northern sea otter) is the source of this 1584-nucleotide messenger RNA. RefSeq names its product starch binding domain 1. Gene Ontology annotation, cellular component: membrane. Gene Ontology annotation, molecular function: starch binding. The record is from RefSeq and is a predicted model, not a curated record. NCBI's taxonomy places the organism in Eukaryota, Metazoa, Chordata, Mammalia, Carnivora, Mustelidae.